AUGAAGAGCACAAAACCAAAAUCCAUUUACCAGUAUUGCCAACAACAUGGAUUGGAAUUCACAUCCUUGGACUACUCGGGCCAUGGUGAAACUCGGAGCAAACAAGACUGCAAUGACGAAUCUUCAAGUCACACUAUCAGUCAAUGGAUGGAAGAAGCUUUGAUAAUCCUUCAGCGUAUCACAGUCAACAACCAGCAGAUUGUGGUAGGCUCAUCCAUGGGAGCAUGGAUUGCACUACUCUUGGCAGGGCAUGAGCAACAACAGGCGCAAGCAGAGUUCAAGCCACUGCCGAGAAAGAUUUCUGGAAUACUGGGGAUUGCAUCAGGACCCGACUUUACUUCCACCUUAUCAGAACAAAUAGAAGGCAAUGCUUCUCUCAGAAAACAAAUGAGCAAUCUAGGAUACUCUGAUGUUCCCACUGACUACGAUGAAACUGGUUUCUAUCGAAUCUACCAUCACUUUCUGCAAGAUGCCAAACAGCAUUUUGUUUUGGAUAGACCAUACUUGGACUUGCACAUUCCAGUGACCUUGAUUCAUGGAAUGAAAGACAAGGAUGUACCCCAUGCAUACUCUGAAAAGUUGCUUUCCAAGCUCGACAGCCAGCAGUCAAAUGAAUUGAUCCUAGUGAAAGAUGGAGACCAUCGCCUCUCCAAACCACAUGAAGUCAAACAGAUCUUACAGGCACUAGAUGAGCUAAGGUGUCGACUGGCUGCAGCAAAAUGA
Messenger RNA from Cylindrotheca closterium, 723 nucleotides. The record is from the annotation of a GenBank genome assembly. Lineage: Eukaryota; Bacillariophyta; Bacillariophyceae; Bacillariales; Bacillariaceae.